Molecule: messenger RNA, 4307 nt
Organism: Mus caroli (Ryukyu mouse)
Lineage: Eukaryota; Metazoa; Chordata; Mammalia; Rodentia; Muridae
Gene: Wdr13
Product: WD repeat domain 13
Cellular component (GO): nucleus
Molecular function (GO): promoter-specific chromatin binding; protein binding
Source: RefSeq, a predicted model, not a curated record
ACGGCAACUGGGGAGGGCGGGGUCAUGUCUGAACUGCUGCUGUGAGUCACCGGAGUGCUGCCCAGGAAAGGCAGGGCUGGGGUGAUGACCACGCUAACGACCCAGUGGGAUUUUGCGACAUCACCUGUGUGGAGGGACUUCGUAUCUAUGGCAACUGUCACCUGGUGGAAGGGGCGGAACUAGAUUUUCUCUGCCUGGGACGCUGACAUUCCAAGCCCUUGCCCUGCAGGCUCCCGCAGGCAGACAAACCAAAGAAGGAAGCCAGGGAAUGGCCGCGGUGUGGCAGCAAGUAUUAGCAGUGGACGCGAGACUGAUAUUACAGCUGGCCCAGACUGACCCCAACAGAGCUGCAAAUUGUCUAUAUUGUCGCUAGAGUGAUCUUUUCAUCAUAACCACUAAUUAUUGCAUAAUUGCCCCCCAUCACAAUCCCAAGAGAAAUCCCCCUUUGCUGCUCUUGUUCACUCUUACCAUCCCAGUCACUGCCAAACCUUGUACCACCUCGAGCUGAUUUAUUCCCUCUGUCCUGUGCCUGCUGCCUGCCCUGCCUCCUGGACCCCACAGGUACAACGCCUACCGUACACCAACGUUUCCACAGUUUCGGACUCAGUAUAUCCGCCGGCGCAGCCAGCUGCUUCGAGAGAAUGCCAAAGCUGGCCACCCCCCAGCAUUGCGUCGGCAGUACCUGAGGCUACGGGGCCAGCUAUUGGGCCAACGCUACGGGCCACUCUCAGAACCAGGCAGUGCUCGUGCCUAUAGCAACAGCAUUGUCCGCAGCAGCCGAACAACCCUUGAUCGAAUGGAGGACUUUGAAGAUGAUCCCAGAGCCCUGGGGGCUCGAGGACACCGCCGAUCUGUCAGCCGAGGUUCCUACCAGCUGCAGGCACAAAUGAAUCGUGCAGUCUAUGAGGACAGGCCUCCUGGCAGUGUGGUACCCACAUCGGUGGCAGAGGCAAGUCGGGCCAUGGCCGGGGACACGUCGCUGAGUGAGAACUAUGCCUUUGCAGGCAUGUACCAUGUUUUUGACCAACACGUGGAUGAGGCAGUCCCAAGGGUGCGCUUCGCCAAUGACGACCGGCACCGCCUGGCCUGCUGCUCCCUGGACGGCAGCAUCUCCCUGUGCCAGCUGGUGCCUGCCCCACCCACUGUGCUCCAUGUGCUACGGGGCCAUACACGUGGCGUCUCGGACUUCGCCUGGUCCCUCUCCAAUGACAUCCUCGUGUCCACCUCCCUCGAUGCCACCAUGCGCAUCUGGGCCUCCGAGGACGGCCGCUGCAUCCGUGAGAUCCCUGACCCCGAUGGCGCUGAAUUGCUCUGCUGCACCUUCCAGCCAGUGAACAACAACCUCACUGUGGUGGGGAACGCCAAGCACAACGUGCAUGUCAUGAACAUCUCCACAGGCAAGAAAGUGAAGGGUGGCUCCAGCAAGCUCACCGGCCGCGUCCUCGCCCUGUCCUUUGAUGCCCCUGGUCGGCUGCUCUGGGCAGGCGAUGACCGUGGCAGUGUCUUCUCCUUUCUCUUUGACAUGGCCACAGGAAAGCUGACCAAAGCCAAGCGACUAGUAGUGCAUGAAGGCAGCCCUGUAACCAGCAUUUCUGCCCGGUCCUGGGUCAGCCGUGAAGCACGGGACCCCUCACUGCUCAUCAAUGCCUGCCUCAACAAGCUGCUACUCUACAGAGUGGUGGACAACGAAGGGGCGCUACAGUUGAAGAGAAGCUUCCCCAUUGAACAGAGUUCCCACCCUGUACGCAGUAUCUUCUGCCCCCUCAUGUCCUUCCGCCAGGGGGCCUGUGUGGUGACAGGCAGUGAAGAUAUGUGCGUUCACUUCUUUGACGUGGAGCGGGCAGCCAAGGCUGCUGUUAACAAGCUGCAGGGCCACAGCGCGCCCGUGCUUGACGUCAGCUUCAACUGUGACGAGAGUCUGCUGGCCUCCAGUGAUGCCAGUGGCAUGGUCAUCGUCUGGAGACGAGAGCAAAAGUAGGGUUCUGUCACCCUGUGCUGCCCACUGAUCCCUCCUCCUUCACUCCACUCCAGUCUUGCGUUAUAAAUUAAAUUCCUGUGGUUGUGUUGAAGGGCAACUCUCAGCUCUCCCACCAGGAGGCAGUAGGGAGCUCUCAGGCCUCCAGUGGAGGGGGGACCAGUUGUGCAGUGAUGUGCUCAUCCAUUCAGCAAGCACUUGCUGAGCAUCUGCUGUGAUGUAUCACGUAGACAUGCAGUCAGUAGAAGGAGGGAGGGCACCAACUGUUGUCAGGAGCUGUUCUGGGAAGUAGGGAUACAGCUGUGGCUUCAACUGAAAUUCCUACCCUGUGGGCUGGCAUCCCAACAGAGGCAAGCAUACAGGAGACGGACGUUCUGAGCUGUUCUGAGAAGUAGGGAUACAGCUGUGGCUUCAACUGACAGAAAUUUCUGCCCCUGUGGGCUUGCAUCCCAAUAGAGGCAAGCACACGGGAGACGAAAGUACAGCCAUUCCUUGGUGUAGAAUUUGCUUUAUAAUUUUUCAACUUUAUGAAUUUUUGACCUUCCAGUGGUAGCGAACCACAUGCAUAUACCCAGUUCUGGUUUUCUCCUUUCAGUAUGGUGUUCAGUAAAUUCUGUGAGCUAAUCACUUUGUUAUAAAAUAGACUUUGCAUUAGGUAAGUUUGCCUACCUGUAGAAUAAUGUCAGUGUUGUGGGCACAUUUAAGGUAGGUGACACUAAGCUAGGGUGUUCGGUAGGUUAGGUAUAUUUAUGCAUUUUCAACAUAAGACAGUUCAAGACAGAUUUGUUGGGGUCUAACCCCGUGUGAUGAAGUCACAUCUGUAUAUAAUAGAGUUAAAGAUGAGUGCUAGGAAGAAAAGCAAAGAGAUGAGCUUGCACAAAGGGGAGGGGAGGGGGCAAAGUCAUCAGGAAGCCUGUUCCCAACCGGAUGACAUUUUAAAAGAUCUGAAUGAAAUAAGGAAAGUCACAGUGUGGGGGAGGGGAGGGGGAGGGGAACAUCCCUGACAGGAAGAAAGGUUAGCGCAGAGGCAUUGAGCCUGGAAUAGUGUGAUUGGGCGGAGUGUAUGAGAUGACGGGAGACAGGUCUUUGGGACAUCUUGGGCCAUAGCGAGGAAGGAAGCUUUCCUUAUUUCCUGAGUGAGGAAGGUGAGGAGGGCUCAGACAGCAGUAGGGAAAUUAGGUGCAGAAUGUUGAGUUCAACCCCAAGGCUUUCACCAGGUUAGGCUGUCAAACUCCCCAACAUUGGCAGCUUCUGUUUGGGUGGACCCCACACUUACCUGUGCGUUGAGUUGUGUCCCACAAGCAGUGAGCAGAAGUGUCGAUUUCUUGGAGCUAGAUUAACACGCAUACAGCCAUGGACUCUGGGGCUGAGCCACAGUUCCUGCUGUGGGGUGGAAGAAACAGAAAAUCUCUAAGUUCACCCCUGUCUCCUGCCAUGUCCAUCUGGGGCCCUUAUUUCAGUCCUGGACCUGCUCAGAGACCAAAUACUAAUGUUCAUUAUUGAGUAUUGGCAAGGAGAUAAAUUACUAAAUGACUCUUGGUAAUUAGGUCAUGACGAAAUGUGAAGGUUUGAAGAAUCACCAGGAGUUCUUGCAGCUCCCAUAUGCUACUACAUUUGUAGCAAUUGGAACUUUGGCUAACAUCCUGGAACCGCUGAGUCUCGCCAACCUGGUGAUCUAUAGACCUAACGGCAGCUCUUUGAGGGAAAAAGAUAAUUUCCUAUUUGUUUUGUUUCUUGUUUAAGAGUAUGGUCACUUCCAGCCAAAACAUUUCUGACUCCAUCAGCCAGAUCUUAGGCAAAUGGUUAUUAGAUUGGAAUGUUAGUAAGCUGGACUGGUCAUUGUAGUCAAAAUCAUAUAUGUGUGCCAACAUCACUAAUCCAGCUUCAGGGUCAGUGAUUUUUCUAUAAUCUCUAUAGGACUGUAACUUACUAUAGCAAAGGGUGCCAGACAGCAAUUAAGUGCUAAUCUCGUAAGAGACCCUCCCAAGGUUAGCAGUUCAGACCUGUGCACUGACUCUUCUGUACCAAAUGAAUGCACUUAUUCAACCAAGGUCUGGAGGUAGCAACAGAAUUUGGGUACAUAACAGUUUUCUCUAACUUUCUCCUUUUCUUCACUCUCUCCAUUUUCUUUAAUGAGUCUGGUUUCGGGAUGAUUGGUGAUGAAUAUUGUUUGCAUGAUUUGGGGGGGGGGGUCCUUGUGCAAUUUUUGAGGUGGCAGAGUUGACAUUAAAUUAUCUACUUUAAAUUAUCUUGGUGACACUUUUGUCUCACAACCUGAAGGAAAAUAAACACUGAGCAAACAAGAAAGAAUAAAAAAUAAUGUUGCUGGUUA